AUGUCAGGUCGCGGCAAACAAGGCGGCAAGGCUCGCGCCAAGGCCAAGACGCGCUCGUCGCGGGCCGGCCUGCAGUUCCCGGUGGGCCGCGUCCACCGCCUGCUCCGCAAGGGCAACUACGCCGAGCGGGUCGGGGCCGGCGCGCCCGUGUACCUGGCGGCCGUGCUCGAGUACCUGACGGCCGAGAUCCUGGAGCUGGCGGGCAACGCGGCGCGCGACAACAAGAAGACGCGCAUCAUCCCGCGCCACCUGCAGCUGGCCAUCCGCAACGACGAGGAGCUCAACAAGCUGCUGGGCCGCGUGACCAUCGCGCAGGGCGGCGUCCUGCCCAACAUCCAGGCCGUGCUGCUGCCCAAGAAGACCGAGGGCCACCACAAGGCCAAGGGCAAGUAA
Zalophus californianus (California sea lion) is the source of this 393-nucleotide messenger RNA. Its product is annotated as histone H2A type 1-E-like. The record is from RefSeq and is a predicted model, not a curated record. The coding region runs from base 1 to 393 and encodes 130 amino acids. The transcript has a single exon. Gene Ontology annotation, cellular component: nucleosome. Gene Ontology annotation, molecular function: structural constituent of chromatin; DNA binding; protein heterodimerization activity. Lineage: Eukaryota; Metazoa; Chordata; Mammalia; Carnivora; Otariidae.